AUGUCCUCGGCUAACCGCUCAAACUCAAAGAGACAACCCAUCAAUGGCAUCUCUAUCUCUAUACAUCGAGAAAAUGGAAUCCGCCGUGACCAACAAACCACCCCUACAACGCCUACAACUCCAACAAGACCACAAAGACCCCCACUCACUCCGACAAUCUCGUCUCCUGCACGCAAGAAAGGUGUAAAAGACUUUGAAUUUGGUAGACUUCUUGGCGAAGGAUCUUAUUCAACUGUUGUAGCGGCUAGAGACCGUGUAACGCAACGAGAAUAUGCCAUUAAAAUACUGGAUAAGAAACAUAUAAUCAAAGAGAAAAAGGUUAAAUAUGUAAAUAUCGAGAAAAAUACUUUAAAUAAAAUGACUCAUCCAGGAAUAGUUCGUCUUUACUACACGUUCCAAGAUAAGGAUAGUCUAUAUUUUGUAUUGGAUCAUGCAAAGAACGGUGAACUAUUGAACUUCAUAAAAAAGCUUAGCUCCUUUGAUCUUCGUUGUACACAAUUCUACGCAGCACAAAUAUUAUCAGCAAUAGAGUAUAUGCAUAAUCAAGGAGUCAUUCACAGAGAUUUAAAGCCGGAAAAUCUUCUGUUGGAUGAGAAAAUGCACAUCAAGGUAACAGAUUUUGGAACAGCCAAAAUUCUAGAGCAAAACAGUGAUGGAAAAGAAGACGAUCGGGCAAAUUCGUUCGUUGGGACAGCGGAAUAUGUUAGUCCAGAAUUGCUUAAGGAAAAGGCUGCUUGUAAGAGUUCAGAUUUUUGGGCUCUCGGUUGCAUUGUAUAUCAAUUAAUUGCAGGUCGACCUCCAUUCAAAGGACCCAACGAAUAUAUAACUUUCCAAAAAAUUGUGGGUCUUGAGUAUACCUUCCCCGAAGGGUUUCCCGCUGUAGCCAGAGAUCUUGUUGAAAAGUUAUUGGUAAUUGACCCAUCUAAGCGACUUGGGGCUGGUGGCCAAGCUGGAGUUGAUAGACUAAAAAACCACAAAUUUUUCGAUGAUAUAAAAUGGGAUACUUUAUGGCAACAACCUGCACCUAAAUUAUUGCCAUAUUUACCAUCUAAUCCAAAUCAUAAUAAAGAAGAACUUCGAACUCCUUCUGCCAUGUACCUUCAAAAGCUUUCUACAAAUCACAGUGGUGAUACUACUAGUAGUCCAGUCUCGACCGGACUUAAACAACGUGAUCCUUUUCGACUGGAGAGUUGGGCUAGUGAAAUGGAUGGAGCAACAGAAAAAAUGGAUCCAAUAAAAGCGCAAAAAUUAGAAGAACAAAAACGAACUUCUUCGCAAUGCUGUUGCUCGACCUUUUUGUUUUGGCUUCAUGACUCUCAUCGUCAUGAAAAACCAUUAUCACCUUCCUCACCGAUAAACACUAUUCUAUCAAGGAUUCCGUUUCUAUCAAAAACUGAACUAAUUCUUCGUGCCGGUCCUAUCAACAAACGCAAAGGGCUUUUCACCAAACGGCGUCUAUUGAUAUUGACAGACUUACCAAGGUUAAUUUACUUUGAACAAGAGAAACAAGAGAAAAUGUCGCAAAAGGGUGAGAUAUAUUGGAGUUCAAGAAUGGUCGUGGAAUUAAAGAACAAGAAAAACUUCUUUAUACAUACGCCACAGAAAACUUAUUAUUUUGAAGACCCUACUGCGACAGCUCAUGAAUGGGUAAACAAGAUUAAUGAAUUAUUGGUAGAAAACUAUGGAAACAUGUUUUAA
Messenger RNA from Ambispora gerdemannii, 1698 nucleotides. The record is from the annotation of a GenBank genome assembly. Lineage: Eukaryota; Fungi; Glomeromycota; Glomeromycetes; Archaeosporales; Ambisporaceae.